Tribolium madens (black flour beetle) is the source of this 1137-nucleotide messenger RNA. It is a transcript of the gene Snx16, whose product is annotated as sorting nexin-16. NCBI's taxonomy places the organism in Eukaryota, Metazoa, Arthropoda, Insecta, Coleoptera, Tenebrionidae. Gene Ontology annotation, cellular component: early endosome; extrinsic component of endosome membrane; late endosome. The transcript is spliced from 5 exons. Bases 173 to 1021 code for a protein of 282 amino acids. Gene Ontology annotation, molecular function: phosphatidylinositol binding. The record is from RefSeq and is a predicted model, not a curated record. Gene Ontology annotation, biological process: protein targeting to lysosome; early endosome to late endosome transport; endosome to lysosome transport.
AAAUGUCAUGUUUGUUGUCUCCAUUAUUUACGUUUGUGCUCUAAAUACUUAAUUAAGUUCCAUUUGAAUUGUUUCAUAAUGAGUGACUUGGUUUUGUACAGUUAACUGGUGUUAAUUAAUUGUGGCAGGUUUUAAGGUUAUGAUUUGUUAUAUUUGUGACUAUUUUUAAACAAUGGAUCAGCAGAAAUCUGAGAUUACGGAACAGUUGAGUCAACUUAAAGUACAAGAGAUGGUGCACCCCCUUCAAAGCAAUAAUAAUGAAACUGGGGAUUGUGAGACAGCCGAGGAGGCUAUCACAACUGACUCUGAGGAUUAUUUAUCCGAGCCUUUGAGGUAUCGUAACUUCCAAUAUUCCACGACUUCCAAUGAUUCCAAUUCAACUUUGGUUGAAGAAAAUUCGAUUCCUGAAGAAAACGCCAAUUUUUUUUCAUGUAACGGUGACAAUUUUACUAAUAUACAAAUUCCGAUUGUUGGGUACGAGAUUAUGGAAGAAAGGGCGCGGUUUACUGUUUACAAGUUAAGAAUUGAAAAUAAAAUAACUGGCGACUGUUGGUACGUUUUCCGGCGUUACACCGACUUUGUAAGGCUGUGCAAUAGAAUACGCAGUUCCCACCCCCACAUCGUUCAACUCCUUCCGCGAAAACGGUGGUUGAAAAACAAUUUUGAUCCCAUAUUUCUUGAGGAAAGAGUCAGUGGUUUGCAAACUUUGGUUAAUGCAAUACUCGCUGAACCAUCACUGAUUACGACACAGGAAAUACAAGAUUUCUUUUGUCUGAAUGAACCUCCGAUUUAUUCUGAGACUAAUGAGGAAUCUAGAGCAAUUUUUGAAGCGUUGGAAGAGACAAUUAAUGAUUUAAAAGUACAAUUGAGGGAAAAAGACGCGACUAUAGACUCGUUGCAGGAUUCGUUGCAUUCGAAGACGUUAGAAGCCGAUAAUUUACUGAAAAUAAUUAAGAACUCGAUAAUGAAUUGUCAAAAGUGUCAGAAAGAGUGCGAAAAUUUUACCAAACUCAUUAAAUGACAAAGGGUUUUUAUUGGUAUUUUAGUGAUGCAUUAACGCUCCAACACACACUGUAUUAUUAAAUUAUUGUUAACUAAGUUAAUGUGCAGCUUUUAUAAAAUAAAUUCUAACAAGUU